Molecule: messenger RNA, 1526 nt
Organism: Porites evermanni
Lineage: Eukaryota; Metazoa; Cnidaria; Anthozoa; Scleractinia; Poritidae
Source: the annotation of a GenBank genome assembly
AUGUAUGCACUGCUGACCUCUUUGUGUUCUGCAAGUAGAAACAGCAGCAACAGUAAACCCCCAAAAAAGAAGGUGAAUAUGUGAAUCCAAACGUCUCGCUUUUCUUUCGUUAAUCGUGCCCUCCAAUGAUGACAGAUUACCUAUGUUUACACGGUCCUAUUCAAUUACAAUUCUACUCGAUAAAACUUGGCUGGUGGCUAGCGAAUGUAGGAUGGUUAAGGAACUUAAGCUAAAUAUUCUUCAUCAGAUUAAAAAAAAAAACAGCACUGUCUCAGUACAAGUAUACCCCCAUCUGUAAUACAUGGUAUUACCGUAUAUGUUACAAUAUGGACGUUUUCCAUUUCGUUAGCAGUUAAAGUGUUAAAGUUACAAGAAAAAGUUUAAUAAUGCAAGUAUCAUUCAACUAAUACAUUUUAUACUUCACAAUCAACAGACUUCAUUUGGGUCAUGUCGUCAAAGUGCUUGCUGCUUCACACCAGGAAUUCCAGGGAUCCCAGGAAGCCCUGGACCCGCGGGAUCUCCAGGAAAUCAUGGACCUGAAGGACCCAAGGGCCCAAAAGGUAACAAAGGUGAUGAAGGAUCUCCUGGAAAGCAGGGCCUCAAGGGCGAUACAGGUCCCGCGGGACCAGCGGGUCCAGCGGGAAGCAAAGGUCAACCAGGGGUUCGCGGACUCCAGGGUCCUCAAGGUCCCCAGGGAGCUCCAGGAUCCUUGGGACGGAACUGGAAGCAGUGCUUUUUUAAGAGGGUAGACGACGCCAAGAACUCUGGAUUGAUUAAGGUAAACACUGAACUCCUUCUUUUACUUAAAAAGAAGUCCCAGUCGUUUAGUUAUGGAUAAUUUUAACAUUUGUUUUCAUGAAUGAAUCAGGUUAAAAUUUCCAAAUAUGUGUUGAGAGAACAAGAAAACAUCUAAAGCAGACACCGCAGCUGCCGAAGACUAGUUACUACCGGGAAUGGCUAAAACACCGCAGCUGUCAUUUUUUAGAAAUAAAACACUCCUACUGUCAACAUCAGUUUCUCCGCUAUUUAAGUAUGAACAAGGUAUAAAAAAGACACACAUAUGACAUUCAAACAGACGGAAAAUGAAAAAGUGAAAAACUAAUUUCAACCAAUCAGUUUCAACCUCUGUCUGUUUGCCUCACUGCUAUUUCUAUUUCUUUUAAUAGGAAUGCAUUUUCAAGAAAACAUUCGACAAUACCGCACUGCGGGUCUUCUGGAAUGGAGAUUUCCGCGUAACUAACUGCGAUGAUUGCUGCAAUAGGUGGUAUUUUACAUUCAAUGGGGCGGAAUGUACUAGUCCGGGAGCCAUUGAUGGUAUUGUGUACGUGUCGUUGGGUACUAACUUGAGAAAGAACCCACACCGCCCACGCCACGUCGAAGGAAUCUGCGAGAAGCUCCACAAGGGGACGGUACGCGUGGGAUUCUGGGUGGGUAAAUGUGCCGAACGGAAACCUGGUGACGCGCACACGGGUUGGAACUCAGUGUCCCGGAUGUACGUGGAAGAAGUAUCUCCUCCGCAGGCCUAA